AUGAACAAUUCAGAUUCCCAUAUCGACAAGAAACAAAGAUUACUGAUGUCAGAGGAAACCAAAAACAAUCAAACCCAAGAAGCUUUUGCAACUGUCGGAGACCAAGCCCAAAGCGUCGACAAUUCAGUUAGGCAAACUGGAGCAGCUGAUGCCGAAGGACACCCAGUUCAAGAAGUGGAAUCGUUAUGCAUGCACUGUGGCAAAAAUGGUACGACUAGAUUACUUUUAACUAGAAUCCCCUAUUUCAGAGAAGUCAUUAUCAUGUCGUUUGAGUGCCCUCAUUGUGGGUUCAAAAACAGUGAAGUUCAACCAGCUGCUCAAGUUGCCGAAAAGGGAUCGAGAUAUGUCUUGAAAGUCGAAGACAAGAAGGAUUUCAAUAGGCAGGUUGUUAAAUCAGAAACGGCAACCGUUAAAUUCAACGAAUUGGAUAUUGAAAUUCCACCAAAGAGGGGCCAGUUGAUCAAUAUAGAAGGUAUUUUGCAAGAAAUGAUUACUGAUUUAGAAUCCGACCAAGAAGAGAGAAAAAGGGUGCAACCAGAACUAUACGAAAGGAUCCAGGAAGUCACAAACAAGAUAAACCUGUAUCUCAAUGCUGAGCCUGGAACUUUACCUUUAACCGUUAGUGUCGAUGAUCCUGCUGGAAAUUCGUGGAUAGAAUAUGUACCAGGAGAACCAGCACAUAAAUGGGCUAUGUAUGAAUACAAUAGAACUGCUGAACAGAAUGUGUAUUUGGGUCUCAUAUCAGCUGACGAUGUCGCCAAGCACAAACAAGAAGAAUCGGAGAGUAAAAAGCAAGCCACCGAUGCUAACGUCUCAUCAAACUUGAACAAGAAAGAAGAUGCGCCAUCAACAGUGGUAGGGUUAUCAGACGCUACUGAGAUUGAAAAUCUUGACAAUGAGGUGCAAACUUUUGAUGCAACCUGUUCCGCAUGCUACAAACCUUGUUCUACUCACAUGAAAUCUGUCGAUAUUCCUCACUUCAAAGAAGUAAUCAUCAUGUCGACGGUCUGUGAUCAUUGUGGAUACAAGUCAAACGAAGUGAAAACCGGUGGUGAAAUCCCAAAAAAGGGAAAGCGAAUUGUUUUGAAAGUCACUGAUCCUGAAGAUUUAGCAAGAGAUAUUUUGAAAUCAGAGACUUGUGGAUUAAAUAUCCCUGAAUUGAACUUGGACUUGACGCCAGGUACCUUGGGAGGUCGUUUUACAACAAUCGAAGGGCUUUUGAACCAAGUAUCUACUGAAUUACAUACGCGAGUAUUUACCCAGACAUCAGACUCAAUGGAUGAAGAAACGAAAGCAAGAUGGGUCAGUUUCUUUGCUAAAUUACAAGAUGCCAUUGAUGGUAAAAUUGGAUUCACCAUUGAUAUGGAAGACCCAUUAGCUGCUUCUUAUAUACAAAAUGUUUACGCACCAGAUAAUGAUCCAAACAUGACUAUUGAAGAGUUUGAUAGGACUUAUGAACAAAAUGAAGGCUUGGGAUUGAAUGAUAUGAAGACUGAUUAA
Lodderomyces margitis is the source of this 1500-nucleotide messenger RNA. RefSeq names its product ZPR1-type zinc finger protein. Gene Ontology annotation, cellular component: nucleus; cytoplasm. The coding region runs from base 1 to 1500 and encodes 499 amino acids. Lineage: Eukaryota; Fungi; Ascomycota; Pichiomycetes; Serinales; Debaryomycetaceae. The transcript has a single exon. Gene Ontology annotation, molecular function: zinc ion binding. The record is from RefSeq and is a predicted model, not a curated record.